This is a messenger RNA of Varroa destructor (honeybee mite), 3617 nucleotides long. RefSeq names its product zinc finger C4H2 domain-containing protein. Gene Ontology annotation, cellular component: nucleus. Gene Ontology annotation, biological process: positive regulation of neuron differentiation. The record is from RefSeq and is a predicted model, not a curated record. Lineage: Eukaryota; Metazoa; Arthropoda; Arachnida; Mesostigmata; Varroidae.
AAUGUUGUCCGCGGCGCUGGAGACAGAAGUAAAACAAAACUAGCGGGUAGUCAUUGGUAGACCGCUGUUACCCACCGUUAUUGUGAGACUGGUCGGAACCGAACCAAACACUGAUUUGAACUAUGUACAGAAAGAAAGACGGAAAAGCUAUACUGUCGAUCCGCAUAUUGUGAUUCAAUGGGUGCGGGGACGAAGGGAUUCAAUGAAGUUCACCGAAUACUCCCAGAUUUUCCUAGCGCGUUGCUGCACCGCCGGUGUUACAAUCCGGUUUGCGUUGUGGCCAACGGCGAUUCGCUUUGCAAGCGACACACCUACGUGUUCCUGAUGCCGUUUGGGCUGCUGUAGAAUGGCGCAGAUAGAUGCGUUGUGACUAUUUGCCUUUCCUUUUUUGACAUUAUGAUUGCGAGUGGAAAUGAAAAACACUUGAUACGAGUCGACAUUGAUGUACCCAGCUAUGUCGUCCACCCCAGAACCGGUAGAUCCAACGCGGAUUAUGGGCAAACUGGAAUGUCUCAAAGAGAUCCGUUGCCGUACUGUGCAAAUGGAAAAGAUGAAGACUCGGCUCAAACAGUCAAUUGAACGGACGGAAAGUGAAGAACGAUGUCUUGAAGAAUACAGAUCCGAACUUGAACAGCUAAUUCAAGAAAAGAUGGCACACGUUGAGGAGCUUCGCCUAAUUCACCAGGAUAUUAAUAGCAUGGAACAGGUAAUUAAGCAAGCGCAAGAAGAGCGCAACCAGCAUCUUGAAGUGGCAAAGCAGCUUCACCAUGAGAUUCGUCCCCUUAAAGACCUUGUCGAUAGACUUCGUGCAGAAAUCGGUUUGGCAAAGCUUCCGGAACUUCACCAGGAGGAGCCUCUAAUCAAGCCAGAGUUUUUUGAGAGACAACGCUUCGACACCCAGCCAAUUUCGCACCAUGAUAUGGGGGCUGCACCACAGGUUCUACCCGUAGUUCCAUCGGACAAUCCUCUUUUGCAGCAACAUCAACAACAAUUGGCCUCGGCUGUACAGCAAAUGCGACAGCGAGGCGGAGUCGGAGCAGCUAUUCCUGGGAUGGGCGGUGGUGCAGGCGCGAUGUCUGCCGGAGGUCUAAUGGCUGCUGAUCGGCCGCAGAGCUCGGCAGCGUUCCGUCAACAGCCUCCCCCAAUGAAAAGCUGUCUUUCGUGUCAUCAACAGAUUCACAGGAAUGCUCCAAUCUGCCCACUUUGCAAGGCGAAGUCACGUUCGCGCAACCCAAAGAAACCUAAAAGAAAGAUGGAAGAUUAAAAUAAUGCCGAUAAAAUACUUUUCAAGUCACCAGUGCAGGUUAUAAUGGUGCCUAUAUAACAAACGUUACCCAACAGCAUGCUGCUCUAUUCGACUCGCAACCUAUUCUUGCUCGAAUGUUUGGAUCGCAUCUAUUUGACCCCAAAAAUCAAUUAUUAUGGCUCUAUGUUACCAUUUUGGUCCGUAGAAGUUCAUUAAAUGUGACGCCAUUGCUUUUGUUUCUAAUCUCUAUAACACUAUUAGCAUCGAACUAACAUCUGCUAAUGUAUUCUUAUGACUAAAGUUACGUACUCCUUACCAUCCUUAGGGCCAUUACCAACCAUAAGGUCAUUUUUAGAGUGUAAGUAAGGUGAUAUAAAGGCGUGUCGUAGUGGCAUAAGUAGACAUAAGCGAUUGUCUAAACCGGAUCGUACAUUUUUCCAAUGUUUUGAUAUUGAUUUUGAGUCGAAGCCAUAUCUCAUAUAUUUAAUUUGUGAUUAAACAAACAAAAGAGUUGAAUAGAAGACUUGUACAUUAAUUGUACGGUAAUCAAACCACUGUUGAUGUCGUAACACACUAAUGAUCACUGCGCUGCACCGGCUGAAAACACAACUUCUGUAUAUGGUUGAUAAAAGUCGUAAAUUCUGCUUCCGUCUUAACCAUGGGGGAACUGAAGAUGUCAUGGGGUUAGAGAGCUGGGAAAAGGGAUGAAGGGCAAAAAUGGUUUAUGCAGAGUGACGAUAGGCGAAAUGGAGAAUGCAGCUGCAAUAUGAAACCAUUGGAGUAUGCAUCCGAUUUACCAUAAGAAUUAUAGGAUCCGCAUCACUUAAAUAUGCAAACUUUAAUUAAUCGGAUACGUAUGUUUCGAGCGUUUUUGAAGCCGCUUCUUCCUACGCAAUCUGUUGAAUCUGCCAAAUCUGGAUGCUCACUCCGAGGUAACGACAUCCUUAAAGGAUGACAGCCGGAUAAACAGGUGAAUUUCCGCGGGCAUUUAGGUACAUUUAUCUUCUGCAGGUGUAUAGCAACCAAAGAAGCGGAGAACCUAGUUGUAAGCCUGAUGGAUCCUCCGCUUAUGUGUACUUCACAAGAUUGUAUUAUUAUUAUUAUUCUAUAACGCUAUAUAAUCGAAACCUUCAGGUUUAUUAACCACGUAUUGCAGAGAGAGAGAAAUAAAGUUUAGUAAUGGUUGCUAAAGGGCGAUAUUGAAAUGGCAAUGAUAACGGAUGAUUACCGCUAUCAGCAUUUAAUCCACCAUCACCCACUGAUGAUAAGUUAGGCAACCAGUCUGACUUGUAGACGUGAAUUAGUGUGAUGUCAAGUUCACGCGUUUCGUCAAAUUUUCAUCAGCAGACGAAUAGAUAAUGUUCAGUUAUAGGGUACGAUACCAAACACGCUCAGUUCCUAGUUUACCUGGGCCUUUGUUGAAAUGGGGUCCACUAUUUGAGUUAGGCAAGGUCCAGAUGCCGUGUAAACCAGACAUAACGCCCGUUUGUAUUGCCUUGUAUUAUACAUCGAUGUAUAUUAUCUACAAAUAGAUGUGUUAGAAAAAAAUGUUAGACCCUAACAUGCAUACAUCAAAUAAAAUCGUACAAGUUGUGUGGAUCUGAAAGAAGCUGUUCAGAAAGAACGAUUACUGUUUUAUAUUAGGUUCACGAUGCGCUUGUAUACCAAUUUUAGACAAAAAUAAAUCUAUGAAAAGCUGACUACGAGUUUAAACCUCCUUGUAUAGUAAAAUUGAUUUGGCAAAUGGCCAAAUCCUGUAUAUAUAAUACAUAUACAGAUUUUUUUUACUACAACUUUUGAAUUCGAUAGUAUGAUGGGUCUACUUUUGAGUUGCGUUUAAUUCCUUAGUUAAUUCCCGGUUAUUUUUUUUUCAUUUGAGCUUACGAGUUAUAAGCGAUUCUUGCUCACCCGAUAGUGAAUAAAAUCCUGUACUUAUACAGCACACUUCGUAGCUCUGUCGUAUGGAUUACAAUACCUAUUAUUCUUCUAAAAGAAAGCAUUUUGAAACUGUAAAGUAUAAAUUCAUCAUAAUACAGUACACGAGAAAGCUACGCAUGCUUCAGUUCGAAGAUUAAGGAGAGAUAAACGAAGGGAGUUCAGUAUGUGACGGAAGAGAUUUCUGUCGGAAAUUUAGGAUUAAAAGUGACGCGUGAACGGCUGACAAAUGACAUAUAGACAGAUACGUACCUAUAACAGGAAUGAACUUUCUAAUGAUAGAUAAAAUAAAGAAGAACACUGCUGAUCUCCAAAGUUCCUACGCCAGAACUCAACGAGAGCACGCUCGUCACAAUGGAGUUGCUGUCUACUUCAUUUGUAAACAUGCCGUACCUUUUUGUAAAAUGUCAUAUACAUAAACGUGCCGAAACAUACA